Molecule: messenger RNA, 2635 nt
Organism: Arachis duranensis
Lineage: Eukaryota; Viridiplantae; Streptophyta; Magnoliopsida; Fabales; Fabaceae
Product: receptor-like serine/threonine-protein kinase SD1-8
Exons: 7
Coding region: 59-2554 (831 amino acids)
Biological process (GO): protein phosphorylation; recognition of pollen
Molecular function (GO): protein serine/threonine kinase activity; ATP binding
Source: RefSeq, a predicted model, not a curated record
AAGUAUCAAUCAUAAAUGUUUUGAGGAACAACUCUCACCUAAUUACCACUGCAAUAAUAUGGGUGCUUCUACAAAUCUUAAUGCCUAUUUCUUCUGUGCCUUCAUCUUCUCAUUCAGUUCCUUUUUCAAUAUUGUAAUCUCUGUGGAUACCUUAAGUGCAAGACAGUCACUUGGGAUCAACCAAACACUUGUAUCCUCAAAGCAAGUGUUUGAGUUCGGCUUCUUCAAUGGAACCAACAACACCACAUGGUACUUAGGAAUAUGGUACAAGGACAUUCCUCAAAGAACAGUGGUUUGGGUUGCAAACCGAGACACCCCACUUAAGGAUACCAAUGGAACUCUCAAGAUUGGAGCAAGGGGGAACCUUGUUCUUCUUGAUCAUGCAGGAAAUGCUAUUUGGUCCUCAAAUGAAACCACUGCUACAACUCCAGUUCUUCAGCUUUUGGAUACAGGAAACUUGAUUCUCAGAGAAGCAAACAAAAAUAGUGCAAUUGAUGGCAACUAUCUAUGGCAGAGCUUUGAUUAUCCAACAGAUACUUUGUUACCGGGAAUGAAGCUUGGUUGGAACUUGGACACUGGUAUUGAGCUCUAUAUAACAUCAUGGAAGAGCCAAGAUGACCCUUCAAGUGGUGAUUUUUCUUUUAGGAUGGAAAAACUUGGGCUACCAGAAAUUUUCUUAUGGAAUAAGCAACUUAAGGUACAUAGAAGUGGACCAUGGAAUGGAGUGAGAUUCAGUGAAAUACCAGUGGUGUCAUCAAAUGCUGUUCUUCAAGAUAAUAUGUCUGUGGAUUCACAUGAAGUGUACUACAUACUUUCAGCUAUCAAUCAGUCCAAGUUUUCAAGAAAAACUGUGAGCUGGAAUGGCGAAAUUCAACGUCUUGUGUGGGUGGAAAGUAGCCAAAGCUGGAAGAAGCUAUGGUUUGCACCAAGUGGUGAAUGUGACAAGUAUGGUAUCUGUGGUCCAUAUGGUAUCUGUGACUCCAAUGCUUUCCCAGUAUGCAGUUGUAUUCAAGGCUUCAGUGUCAAGAACCAGACAGAGUGGGAUUUCAGGGAUUUUUCUAAUGGUUGUGUUAGAAAGACAAGAUUGGAUUGUGGGAGAGACAAGUUUCUGAAGCUGCAACAUGUGGAACCACCAGAAACAACAAGAGUGUUUGUGAACAGAAGCAUGAAUCUUCAAGAAUGUGAAGCUAUGUGCUUGAAAAAUUGCUCUUGCACUGCCUAUGCUAAUGUUGAGAUCACAGAUGGAGGAACUGGUUGUGUGAUGUGGAGUGAUGAACUCUUAGACACGAGGAAGUUUUCUGUUGCUGGCGAAGAUCUCUUUAUCAGAUUAGCAUCUUCUGAUGUAGUUGACAUAAACAAUGGAUCUGGUGGUAGCUCAGGAAAGAACAAUAAUGUAGGCAAAAUAGUAGGCAUUACAUUUGGUGCUGUUGCUAGUGUAAUUUUGGGCUUGAGCUUGUUUCUUUUAUGGAAGAAGAGAAAAUUGAAAAGUAUAUGGAAAAGGAAAACCAAUCAGAAAGGUUCCUUUGAGAGAGUAAUUUCAGCUAGCAGAGAACUCUCAGGUGAACGCACCAUGGAUGACUUAGAGUUGCCAUUGUUUGAUUUCACAAAACUAACAAUGGCCACUAACAACUUCUCUGAAGAAAAUAAGCUCGGAGAAGGUGGUUUUGGAAGUGUUUACAAGGGUAGGUUGGUUGAAGGACUAGAGAUUGCUGUGAAAAGGUUGUCCAAAAGCUCUGGCCAAGGAAAUGAAGAAUUCAAGAAUGAGGUCAAGUCAAUGGCAAAGCUUCAACACAGAAAUCUUGUAAGAUUGUUUGGUUGCUGCAUUGAAAAGGAGGAGCAGAUGUUGGUUUAUGAAUACAUGGAAAACAACAGCCUUGAAUCUAUUUUAUUUGACAAAGACAAAUGUUGUUUGCUUGACUGGCAAAUGCGAUUCGAUAUUAUAUGUGGAAUAUCUAGAGGACUUCUUUAUCUUCACCAAGACUCCAGACUUAGAAUUAUCCACAGGGAUCUCAAGGCAAGUAAUAUUCUGCUGGAUAGAGAAAUGAACCCAAAGAUAUCGGAUUUUGGAAUGGCUAGAAUUUUCUGCAGCGAUCAAACUCAAGCAAACACAAGGAGAGUUGUUGGAACAUAUGGCUACAUGUCGCCAGAAUAUGCAAUGGACGGACUCUUCUCAGUUAAAUCUGAUGUUUUCAGUUUUGGAGUUCUUGUGCUAGAGAUCAUAAGCGGCAAAAAGAACAAAGGAUUUUAUUCCUCAGAAGAGAUAAAUCUUCUGGGACAUGCAUGGAGGUUAUGGAAAGAAGGGAGGGCAUUAGAACUGAUAGAUUCAUCAUUUGGUGAUUCCUAUUCAGAAACAGAAGUACUGAGAUGCAUACAAGUUGGGCUGAUAUGUGUGCAAGAAAGAGCAGAAGAUAGACCAACAAUAUCUUCUGUGGUGUUGAUGUUAAGUAGCGAAAAUGCAUCAAUGCCACAGCCUAGAAACCCCGGGUUUGUCCUUGGUUGCAAAGUUCAUGUUGAUGAGCAAAAGUCCACAGAAAUCAAGAUUGUAAGUAGCUAGAUAGAAAUCAGAAUUUUGACACAGAAGCAAUAGUAUGUGAAUAUAUAUGAGCAUUUUAAAUGUUAAUUUUCUAUUGCAGUA